Messenger RNA from Lachancea nothofagi CBS 11611, 1566 nucleotides. The record is from the annotation of a GenBank genome assembly. Lineage: Eukaryota; Fungi; Ascomycota; Saccharomycetes; Saccharomycetales; Saccharomycetaceae.
AUGAACGAUCCAAAUUUCUUUCACCCGUCAGUCAAACUCUUCAACAAACAACUGCGUAAGGAACAUGAAUUGUAUCUUUUGAAAUAUGCUUUGCUCAAUCACAACGACCAAACUCAGGCGCUGGGCCCUCUCGACAAGCCUCCCCUAAAAGAGCCGGUCAUUCCCAAUUUUGUGAUUAGAGAGCGGAUAACAGGCACCGGUGACAGCUAUGUAAUAGCGAGGGGUGAUCUGCAAGGCGAGACAAAAGUAAAUAAGUUCGGAAAACUUUUGGGCAACCGUCAUUUCUUGUUCUCCACGUUUACACCUCCCACAAGACCUCAUUCUGUAUUUGUUCUAGUCCGAGAUCUCUUGGAAUGCUUGUCCCUGAGUGUAAGCCCAGAACAGUUUUUACAAGAGUCUCAACAGCUCUAUGGAGUUAAAGCUAGUCCCGACGAACUCGUCUUCCUGAGGGAAAACAAGCUUCUUGCCGAGUCCGCCUUGUCAGAAAACGAAUAUUAUGUGACAACAAAAUCUGUCUACAUGUUAUAUGGAGCCAGAGUUCUCGUAGGGGGGACCAGACUCGUAGACGACUAUUGGGAGGAGGCCGUCAAGGAACAAGGCUUUUUGCCUCACUACAGAGUUUUCGUCAUCGACAAUAAAAUACUCCGAGUUAUGAAUGCCUUAAAAACAGAUACACCAGUCCAAGAGCCAAAGAGUGACGAAGCCGCCCUGCAACUGCCAGACGAGCCGCCGUAUCUAACAAUAGCAGAACAAACCUCAUGGGAGGUGAAACAAGACUACUUAAAACGACUUGGCCGUGGUGAACAUUUGAAUGUAAUCAUACCCGGCCAAAAUAUUACUGGAUCGCUUGAGCUUAGCGCGCAGUCUAAGCUGCCGAAAUAUCACAGCAAAAUUUCUUUGCAAGCAGCUAUACAAAUGGGAAUUGAAGACACGCCUAUUGGAACACUUCCACAGCCGCAGUCUAAUAUUCCCACAACCUCCAUCGAAACCUCCAGCAAAAGUGAUAAGCGGCUUUUGAGUGGAAUUAUUGAUCCGUUGGUGAUUUCUAAAGUAGAUAGAAGCGGAGUUACUCAAUGGACAACCUCUGGCAUAGUGGCACAAGACGUUUCUCUAAACAUCAACGGUUGGAAAUUUGACUCCCUUCCGGUGAAAUCUAUGAAAACUGCGGAUUUAAACUACUCGGUUAAGGGCCUCCCACUUUACGAUAGCACUAAACUUGCCGAGCGCCUAAAGAUGCUAACUCCGAAUGAAAUCAAUGAGAUGCAGCAUCUCCAUGAUUCUGUCUAUGUAGACACAAAGCUACAAAGCGCCAGAAAAGUUAGAAAGACAAAAUGGACAAAAUAUUGGCAACAUAAAGCGGGGCUUCCAAUAGGUAUUACUAAAAAUGAUACUGGAUCCGUGCUAGAAAAGUACCUUAGUGAUGUUGCCAAUCACGUUGACGUUGUCAGCACCAUUAAUGGGACUUUGAACAAAGAGGAGAUCAAAACUUUCAAAAGAAUACCUAAUGCUAAUUUCAAGGGAUACUCUAACAUUACAGGCUUGAAGCCACCUUACGUAAAUGAAUGA